Molecule: messenger RNA, 753 nt
Organism: Salvelinus sp. IW2-2015
Lineage: Eukaryota; Metazoa; Chordata; Actinopteri; Salmoniformes; Salmonidae
Product: nuclear transport factor 2
Biological process (GO): protein import into nucleus
Cellular component (GO): nuclear pore central transport channel
Molecular function (GO): nuclear import signal receptor activity
Source: RefSeq, a predicted model, not a curated record
AUACGAUAACACUCUUUUUUUCUCCGGAUGAAGCGGGAGAGACUUGUUGUGCAUCCACACUGGAUUACUAGCAAGUUGCAUAUUAAGAUUCCAACCUGCACUUUGAAUCAUGGCAAGCAAACCGGUUUGGGAGCAGAUAGGUGCAGGCUUUGUGCAACAUUAUUACCAACAGUUUGAUUCUGAUAGAACCAAACUCGCUGAUCUCUAUACUGAUGCRUCAUGUUUAACAUGGGAAGGAGUUGGUUUCCAGGGGCAUAAAGCCAUUAUGGAGAAGAUCACUAGCUUACCGUUCCAGUCAAUUCAGCACAGCAUCACCGCACAGGACCACCAGCCCACGCCAGACAGCUGUGUAAUGAGCAUGGUGAUGGGACAGCUCAAGGCUGACACGGACCAGGUGAUGGGUUUUCAACAAACGUUCCUGCUGAAGAACGUGGACAACAAAUGGAUCUGCACAAAUGACAUGUUCAGAUUGGCACUACAUAACUUUGGAGCAUAGGAGGAAAUGGAAGAAUCACGUACCUUCCACAGAGUUAGCUUUUUAUAUUACUUUUCAACUUUACGUGUGUGUGUGUGAGAGAAUGAUUGUCAGAUUCUUGUCUUCAAUAAACUCAUUAACCAGUUAUUCUGUAUUAGGAGGAAAUUGAAACAAAUGUGUUCUGGACAGUUAACUGCAUACUGUUACAGUGGUGGUGAAUUGUGAUGUCCAGACRUGGUCCACAGGAAUACAACAUAAUAAAUUCAUUCCCAAAUAAG